CAGGCUUUGUGCGGGUUUUGAGUAGUCAUGUGUCCCCUGAACUUCAGACAUCCGGAAGUAAAUAAGUGAUCUCAUCGCAAACCCGGUUGCUAAGCUGCAAGUGUAGACUGGGGUCGCAAGCAGCCACACAAACAUGAAAUCAACAACAAGCACUGAAGGAGCCAGACAGAAAGCAGAUUAGUAGUUGGCAUCAACUAGCUAGCUACUGAUUUCGGUCUUAACCAUUCUCUUUUCACCAAUCAUAGCUAGAGAUAUUCUGGUGGCAAUUAGCUUAAAAUGCAGCUAAAGGUCUCAUCAUACAGUCUACACACCUGACGCAGUUACCUCUGUGUGAAUAAUAACAACACUCCUUUGAGUGUUGGACGCCUAAGAAUCACCAUGGCUGUGGCCAACACCACCAAAACAUCAUGGAGAUUACAGGAGAUUGUAGCCCACUCCAGUAAUGUGGCGUGUCUGGCCCUGGGGAAGAACUCUGGCCGUCUGCUAGCCACUGGGGGAGAGGACUGCCGAGUCAACAUCUGGGCAGUCAGCAAACCCAACUGCAUCAUGAGUUUGACAGGCCAUAAUAACCCAGUAGAGUGUGUGAAGUUUAAUAACUCUGAGGAGCAGGUGGUGGCUGGCUCACAGUCCGGAUCACUGCGUGUAUGGGACCUGGAGGCUGCAAAGAUCCUAAGAACUCUAAUGGGACACAAGGCCAAUAUCUGUAGCUUGGACUUCCACCCAUUUGGGGAAUACCUGGCAUCUGGUUCCAUGGACACCAACAUCAAGCUGUGGGAUGUACGGAGAAAGGGCUGUGUGUUCAGGUACAAGGGUCACACUCAGGCAGUGAGGUGCCUGGCCUUCAGUCCAGAUGGGAAAUGGUUGGCCUCUGCGAGUGAUGACAGCACCAUCAAGCUGUGGGACCUGACUGCAGGGAAGAUGAUCACAGAGUUCACAGCACACACCGGAGCCAUCAACAUCAUCCAGUUCCACCCCAACGAGUAUCUGCUAGCGUCAGGCAGCUCUGACAGGACCAUCAAACUGUGGGAUCUGGAAAAGUUCAAGAUGAUUGGCUCUUCAGGGGGAGAGAUGGGACCCGUCAGGUGUCUGGCCUUUAACCUGGAUGGCUGCUGUCUGUACAGUGGAGCUGUGGACUCUCUCCGUGUGUAUGGCUGGGAGCCCGACCGCUGCUUUGAUGUGGUGCCAGUGGGCUGGGGCAAGGUGGCAGACCUGGCUAUCUGCAACCACCAGCUGAUUGGCGUGUCGUACAAUCUGGCUAAUGUUUCGUCCUACGUGGUGGAUCUGACGCGGGUGAAGAAGUCUGGCUCUGUGAUCCAAGGCGUAAUCCAGGACGACCAGCCGCUCACAGAGCCCUCCCCGAAAGGAUCCACGCUGCGACGCAACUACGAGCGACCCCUGACCACCUGCAGCACACAGAGGGUAAAGCAGAGUUCUGAGUCAGAGCGGCGCAGUCCCGAGGGGGAGAUAAGGAGCCCCAGCAGCGAGGACGAGAAGGAGUCCUCCGCCGAGAUCCGUAACCCCGAGGACUACAAAGAGAUCUUCCAGCCAAAGAGCGCCAUCUCUCGCACCCCCCCAAAGAAUGAGCCCUUCCCUGCCCCCUUAGAAGAUGAGAGUUUUGUGGUGAGGGCUAACCAAGGGCUGGUGGAGGUCAUGACUCCUAUGACUGACAGACAGCAGCCCGGCCUGUUGAAGAACCUUCCAGUGGCAUCGUCCACUCCGGUCCUGAGGGUGGAGCCUACCGUGGUCGCCACGGUGCCCUGUCCCAUCCCAGUGGUAACCGCACGGCCGCCGACUAACCACGCCCCUGCACCCCACCCAGCCCCCCCACCGGUCGUUGCUAUGGCGAAGGCCAAACCCCAGCCCAGCGUCAUCCUCUCCUCCAGGAAUGAACCAAUAGGACUCAACGUGGGAGAUUUCCUUCCUCCUGCUCGUAACAACCGAUCCAGUGUGCUGGGUGAUGACGAGGCUCUGGCCCAGAUCAGAAAGGGUCAUGACACCAUGUGUGUGAUGCUCACCAGCCGACACAAGAACCUGGACACUAUCAGAGCCGUGUGGGGCAGCGGGGACGUCAAGACCUCCUUGGACUCUGCGGUCUCGAUGAAGGAUCUCUCGAUCGUCGUGGACAUCCUCAACAUCGUUAACCUCAAACCGUCGCUAUGGAAACUGGACCUGUGUACCUCUAUCUUGCCCCAGAUUGAAGAGCUGCUGCAAAGCAAGUAUGAGAGUUACAUGCAGACGGGUUGCACGUCUCUGAAGCUGAUCCUGAAGCGUUUCUGGCCUCUCAUCUCAGACACGCUGACAGCGCCCCCCUCUGUUGGAGUGGAUAUAACACGGGAGGAACGCCACCAGAAGUGCAAGGCAUGCUACAAGCUGCUGAAGAACCUCAGCGACUUGGUGAAGAACAAGGCCGACCAGGUGGGUCGCCACGGCAGCGCCUUCAAAGAGCUGCAACUGCUCAUGGCGCCACUGGACUACUGACGGUCGACGAUGCAACUGGAGACACGCACAGAUUCCUCAACGGCUGACCACUGUGCUGUGAGGACUCAAGUCUGACUGACGGCUGCAUUUUGUCAUCCACCUGAGUGGUAAAUCCCAGAUUCACACUACGUGUGGAAGGACUGAAGCAGUGGACUCAGAGACCGUACGGGAUAGAAGCCCAUGUUUAGAACUCACUGUGUAGGCUGUGUUCUCAGGGCGCGGGACUCGGCUCUCCUAUUUAAACACUGGGCACUUAUGAUUCCUUAAUCUGUAUGUGAGAGAAAUGAUGUCCUCUGUAACCUUAACUUGCCCACCACAGAUGAGCACACAGACCUGACUAGGGCCAGGUUUCAAUCCGAUCGUGGGUUAUAGGAGUUGCGGCUUUAAAAAAAGCAAUGUUCACCUUUAAAAGCCGCAAUACCUGUGUUCAGGUGCACGGUGUUUUCUACAUUCUGUACCUGAGAUGUCAACCCUAGAUGCACUAUUUGAAAGUAUUGUUAACGCUAAAAGAACAUGUUUUUCAAAUAAAGUCUAGUUUUAGGCAUG
This is a messenger RNA of Oncorhynchus masou masou (cherry salmon), 3024 nucleotides long. It is a transcript of the gene katnb1, whose product is annotated as katanin p80 (WD repeat containing) subunit B 1. Lineage: Eukaryota; Metazoa; Chordata; Actinopteri; Salmoniformes; Salmonidae. Gene Ontology annotation, cellular component: katanin complex. Bases 379 to 2478 code for a protein of 699 amino acids. The transcript is spliced from 20 exons. The record is from RefSeq and is a predicted model, not a curated record. Gene Ontology annotation, biological process: microtubule severing; microtubule depolymerization. Gene Ontology annotation, molecular function: microtubule binding.